CUAUAUACCAACGAUGCAGCGAUCCGUUACAAGGCGAGUGUUAAUAUUACCACGCAUCACACCACGUCAGCUAGAGACGCUGGAACCGCCGUGGAGUGAACAUCUAGUUAAAGGUACAAGAUGAAAGUCCUUUUCGCGCUCUUCCUAUUGGCCCUCGUGGUGUCAAUCAACUGUGAGUCUGAGACCGCCCCAGCACAGGACGUCAGCGACAAAACUUCACCGGUAGCUGACACUUCAGACAUUGGAGGUACUACAGAUGAAGAUGAGCCAAUGACAGACGAUGACGAUAUCCCGGAUGAGGAUGACACUCACCCCGAUGAUGAUGACACUCAGCUUGAGGAAUCUGAUAUCGCGAGAGUGGCUGACACUGAGACUGGAAAUGAUGAGCCCGCUCAAGAUGCAAAUGCGAAACCAUUUUGGUAUCGUCGUCGAAACAGUCGUCGUCGUCGUCGUCGUCGUCGUCGUCGAUUCUUUGGCAAGAAGUAGAUUUGUAGUUUCAGACUCAAGACAGAGUAAAAGCGCUCCCUUCAUACUUUACUACCUACAAUAGUACCUGGAAUAUUGUAUAAAAGAAACGAUUAAAGUUAAAUGACAGCUUCA
Messenger RNA from Nematostella vectensis (starlet sea anemone), 600 nucleotides. RefSeq lists its product as uncharacterized. Bases 121 to 486 code for a protein of 121 amino acids. The record is from RefSeq and is a predicted model, not a curated record. The transcript is spliced from 3 exons. NCBI's taxonomy places the organism in Eukaryota, Metazoa, Cnidaria, Anthozoa, Actiniaria, Edwardsiidae.